UCCAAAACUUGUAAUCACAUAUUCCUCACUCAUUCACACUCGUCAAUCCUCAUCUGUUUUUCUUCUUCUUCUUUUCCUUCUCCAUUUUCUUCACUUCUCUGAAAAGAAAAAGAGAAAGCGCAAAUCCAAGCUGAUCUAACGCCACAACCCACUUCAGAAACCACAACGCAAAAAUAUGCAUUGCACUAAUCUAAUGCUUCCAGGAGGAAGCGACACCGUUUAUUUCUUCCACCCCUCCUCCUCCUCCUCCACCACCCCCAUAACAAAAUCCAAACCCGGACCGUUUCUACGUUUAAAACCCGUUACCCGUUUCCCAAUGUCAUCUUUUAAAACAAAAGCUGCUGUUAGUGAUAGAAUUGCGACUAAAGAUUUGAGCUUUUAUGAGUUACUUGGAAUACCAGAAUCAGGUAGUUUGAUUGACAUAAAACAAGCUUACAAACAACUAGCUAGAAAGUACCAUCCUGAUGUAUCGCCUCCAGAUCGGGUUCAUGAGUAUACCCAGAGAUUUAUCCAGGUUCAAGAGGCGUAUGAGACUCUUUCUGAUCCUCGAAGAAGAGCUACUUAUGACAGGGAUAUGGCUCGUGGUCUUCACCUCGCUUUUUCUGCUAGAAGGAGAUACCAAAGUGAUGAGGAAGUGGAAGUCAGUAGUGAUUGGAAGAAUCGGUGGGAAGCUCAGCUAUCAGAGUUGAAAAGAAGAAGCAUGAACAAGGAUUCAGAAGAGAACAUGUCAUGGGCAGCUCGGAUGCGUAGGCAACGCGAACGCUUAUCAAAAGAGCUUUAAAGAGGUCCUUAACUUAUUCUGUAUAUACAUGUUCUUCAAACUAUAAACUUGGUUAGUACUUAGUAUCAAGAGAGUGACAAAGAUGCUGUCUGGUUAGCAUUGCGUGAACAAGAGAAAACAUAUCUGCGUGCUAACCAAACCAGAGAUGUUGUAUAGUUGUUUCUUCUUUUCCUGGUUUUCCAAUAACACUUGGAAGGCAUUUUGAUGCUGUAAAUAAUGUUCAGUAGUAUGAUGUUCGUCUUUCAGGAACAA
Ricinus communis (castor bean) is the source of this 1033-nucleotide messenger RNA. Its product is annotated as chaperone protein dnaJ 20, chloroplastic. The transcript has 2 exons. Bases 176 to 781 code for a protein of 201 amino acids. Gene Ontology annotation, cellular component: chloroplast. The record is from RefSeq and is a predicted model, not a curated record. NCBI's taxonomy places the organism in Eukaryota, Viridiplantae, Streptophyta, Magnoliopsida, Malpighiales, Euphorbiaceae.